CAUACUUGUUGUUUGGUAAUAAAACCAGAGGAGGGUAUACUACUACUUUAGAAUUGUGUAACGUUAAAGAAAAAAAAAAAAAAGUGUAAAAAUCUUAUGUUUAAAAAGAGAGACGUUACGUAAAUGGUGUGUACUUUAACGAGAGGAGGCAAAGCUGCAUGCAACAGCUCGAAAUUCUGUAUUGACUUUUUUUUUUCCCAGUAUUAGAGGUGCAAUACUUGCUAGAAAAAUUCACGGUGCUCUCCCUCCUCCGCUCGGCUCCUUCCAAACAGCUUGCUGGCUCACCCAAAAAAAGAGCAAGAAGCAGCCCAAAUCCUUUCUAAAGGUGGCAUUUUCCUACUUCACCACCACGCUCCAAAGCAGUUUUAGCUGUGAAUGCUUCAGCCAAAGCUUUUGGUGAAAGCUGCGGCCCUGUUUGCAUUGGCACCCGCCCAAAAGUGAGUGUGUCCACAAAGCUGCACCCCAGGCCUUGGAGCCCCCGCUGUACUCUGUAAGUUCUCCCUCCAGAGAGUUGUUAAAUUCAGUAGUGACCUGAAUGUAUGGCUUUAUUUUGAGGGUUUCAGGGGCGAUGUCAGCUGAACUGUGUGUAGGUCUCGCGUGUGGUUUGUCUCCUUUUGCACUGUUAAAUGUCAGGGACCCGCGGGCCCGCGCUGCCGCAGGCUGAGGGUGCACCUUGGUGGACACACCGAGGGGAGGGAGUUGACCACUGAAACACCCCCAAAUUGCUCUUCAAAACAACACCACCAAAAAUACAACCCAUUUUGAUUACAAACAACCCCCGUUUCUCAGCCAAGUAUUGCACUGAUGAUACCCGAGUAACAACGGCAGGGCACCGACAGCAAAGCGGUGCCUCAAACCACACCAAGGUUGCUUUAUAUGUAAAGAAAAUUUGAGCGAGCUGCCCUGAAGAAAGGCCUAGUGCCGAGAUGAGAGAGAGACAGAGAGAUGUUUGGAGAUGUUUAGCCAGUGCCCUUCUCCCCUGUGAGCCGCAGAGGCUCAGAGCGGUGCUGGCUUUGUAAAGGGAAAGGCCUUCAUUUCUUCGUUUAUCCCCCCAGCAGCGCUGGAGAGCGAGGUGGCUUCAAUAAGCCUGGUGGACACAUGGAGGAAGGACCCGAGCUGGAUUUAGGCCCCCCUAUGGACCCGGAGGAGGACUCGGACAGCACUGCAGUCUAUGUGCAGGGACUCAAUGAUAAUGUGACCCUGGAGGAUCUGGCAGAUUUCUUCAAACAGUGCGGUGUUGUCAAGAUGAACAAGAGGACGGGGCAGCCCAUGAUAAACCUGUACAUCGACAAGGAAACAGGCAAGCCCAAGGGCGAUGCCACCGUGUCCUACGAUGACCCGUCCACUGCCAAAACUGCCGUGGAAUGGUUCGAUGGGAAGGAUUUCCAGGGCAGCAAGCUGAAGGUGUCCCUGGCGCGGAAGAAGGGCCCGAUGAACAGCCUGAGGGGCGGGAUGCCCCCGCGGGAGCAGCGG
Molecule: messenger RNA, 1473 nt
Organism: Zonotrichia albicollis (white-throated sparrow)
Lineage: Eukaryota; Metazoa; Chordata; Aves; Passeriformes; Passerellidae
Source: RefSeq, a predicted model, not a curated record